GCGGGGGGCGCGCGCCGGCCCCGGUCCGGGAUGGCGGAGGCCUUGAAUCGUUUAAAAAACAAGUACAGAGCAAGAUUCUGCCAUGGAGGAAGAAAUAAGAUUGAUCUACAGCCAGGUCAAAACAUACUGAAAGUCAUACAGGAUUGCUUUGAAAGUGGCAGCAGUGACCUUACAGUAAACUCUCCAAAUUGCUCAACCUUUAUUUUGAAAAAUGAGAAGGAGACUUCAGUGCAGAGACAAAGGAUAAGUUCUUCCAAGGCAAGGUCAGCCAACUCUGUGAAAAGAGCCCGUGAGUCUGCAGACCCCUCACCCGCAUUGCCGCUGAAACCAGUGAGCAGCAAAGCACAGUCAUGUGAAUCACACUUGAAGACUGCAAAACACCAUUAUGUAGCUGCUUCUGAAAAAACAGAGACUCCUAUGUCUAAAAGUAAAAAAAAAAAUACACUAAAAGAUGUUGAAGCACCAUGCCAGCAUCCAGAAGUGCCUUUGGACUCUGGGAAUAAUCGUGGGUCUGUUGGAACACCUUUUCCUGUGGAGGAAGCAGAAAGGUCUCCUGUAGUUAAAUUGCAUUUUGAUAACUGGAGUACUCCAGCUGCAGCAAAGAGCCAUGGAGAAGUUGAAAAAUUGGAAGGACCUCAGCCUGGGAGACAUGAGCAGGCUGUUCCUGUGCAAGGAGCAAAAUGCGUUACUGCAUCAUCUGCCCGGGCAGAGACGUCUUUCUCUGCAGCUGUCUUAGCAGCUGUAGGCACAAGAACGCUUGGAAAGAGAUAUUCAACCACAGUAUUGCCACCAUCACCUCAUCCUGUGAAACAUCAAAAUAUAGAAAUAGAAAAUGAAUGUGAAUUUUCAAUUGAUGAAUCAGAUGGUGCAUCUUCUCCUUCUUGGAUUUCGAUACCCACUAAGAACAAAAAAUCAAAAAACGGUGGCUCUGCAACUCCCAUUUCUAAACCUCAGCCUUCUGGAAAGGAGAAGACACAGAAUAAGAAAGUCAAGAACAGAAAAGUACAGGUUAAAGCACUUACUAAACAGAAACUGGAUCAUCUGGAUGUUGGAGCUUUUAACUUCAAAGAAGUAUCAGAGUCAGAUCCAAACCCUAAUAGUGAAGAAAAUGUCCUUACAUCUCAAAGCCAAAAGAGUAUUCAUAUUGGAAAGACUGAAAAGGAUGCACUUAGACAAGACUCUCCAAACCAGGAAAAGAGCACAGUCUGGGAACCAGAAGCUGAAGAGCAGAUGUUGUCAUGGUCUGGAUUGGAAACAGAACCAUCUGAUGAAAAGCAGUGUAAAACAAAAAUGCUUCCAAGUGAGGAUUUGCCUAUGCCCUCAUCUGGGCAUCAGGAAGAGCAGUCUGUGCCACUAAAAAAGUCUCUCCAGUCUUCCAAGGAUAUGCAGUUGGCUUCUGAAGCUUCUCAGCAUUUAGUUAAGAAGAAACAAACUGCUAAGCAGAGACUUCCGGAAGUCAAAGUAUCUAAGAGAGGGACAGUAAGUCCAAAGAAGUGGCUUAAAUUAUCUGACCAGCAAAGUAGUAAUAAAAAGCCUCAAUUACAAAGAGAGGAGAGUUCUAACAAUGAACCUGGUGAAGACGAGCUUGAAAGAGAACCUGUAGGACUGAAUGAAAUGUGCACCACACCCUUACAUCAGAAAUUAGAGACUCCUGUGAUUCAGAAGUUGACCAAGUCCAAAAAGCCUCGAAAUGUAUUACACACACCAGAGUCACCUGGUGGUGCAAAUAACAGAACUCCUCUAAAAGCACUCCAGCAUCCCAUGGAGAGUGUGAAGAAUCCUGAAAAGAAGAAGCGUGCGUCUGCCAAGUCUUCAGGGAAGAUACCCAAAAAGAUUCCACGUAGAACCAAUAAUGCUCUUUCCUCAAGCUCUGAAGGCACUGAGUCUCAAACAGAUUCUGACAGCACUUCUGUACAGGACAUGUCAAGGAAAAAACAGAAGUUAUCAGAUGUGAAAAUAAAAAGUAACAAAAGAAAACGUAACAGACAGUAUGGACCACAGGGUUCCUUUGUAGCUGGGAAGGUUGUGAGUUGUGAAAGCGGGCCUGUUCUAGAAGGUAGUGACAAAUUUGCUUCCAGCACAAAAUCUCCUGAACAGGAUGCAUCUUCAGAUAAUUCUGAAGAUUUGAAUUACAAAUUAAAACAUCUGUUGUCAGACGAAAUAGCAAGGCAUAAAAUAGUAAUGCCAUCCAACACACCUAAUGUUCGUCGGACAAAAAGGAUACGGCUGAGACCUCUGGAAUAUUGGAGAGGCGAGCGCAUAAACUAUACUAUGAAGUCGUCAGGAGGGCUUGUGAUUAGUGGGCUAGUGCAUCCAGAAACAAAACCUGUCAGGAAGAGUAAAAGGACGAAGGAUUGUCCCAAGCAGAAAAGAGAUAACACAAAUAGAAGAGAGAUACCUGCAGGUUUGGACCACAGCCUAGCUGAUGCGUCUAAACCAGCCAUUGUACUGGACCCAGUAACAAAUAAGGAAGUAUGUGUAGAUUGUAUAAACACUGCAAGCAGUCACACUUACUUCUUCAAAGAUGAAGCAGUAGAAAUAUACAAAAAUUUGAAUACAUCUCUUUUUGCAACUGGUAGAUUGAUUCUGAAACCAUAUAAAGAAAAAGGGCACCAGUUUGUCCACAUGGAUACAAUAGCUUUCUAUAUUAUCCGUGGCAAAGUUAUUGUAACAUUACAUAAGACAUCGUAUUACCUGACUGCAGGAGACUGCUUCUAUGUUCCAGCAGGAAAUGGAUAUAACAUACGUAAUCUUCUGAAUGAAGAAAGUGUUCUUCUCUUCACACAACUCAAAGACAGAGAAACAAGAAAUACGUUGUUGGACGCCUCUUCCCCAUAACUUUACCUGCAAAUUGAAGAUCAUCUAAUGCAGAGGAGUUCUAAAGAAUAUUGAACAUUUUCAUCUGACACCCCAGUUUUAAGGGCAUGUUGUUUCAUUGAUCUUAAAGAUCUUUCUUCAGUGUAAAUGGUACAUACAUAGUUUGUUAUGAGUUUUCUUUUGUAUCAAUAAAUAUUAAGUAAAGCAAA
Messenger RNA from Cyanistes caeruleus (blue tit), 3026 nucleotides. NCBI's taxonomy places the organism in Eukaryota, Metazoa, Chordata, Aves, Passeriformes, Paridae. The record is from RefSeq and is a predicted model, not a curated record.